ACGUUCCGAUUACAUAGGUACGCACCCAUGCACGUUGCGUCGCGGUGUUAUAUUUUCAAGUAGUCGCCAUCGAUUCAAGGACCGCCUCAGGUGUAUCAACAUGAGGCCGGUCCUUGUAAAACGUAGAACGCCGUUUCUGGCUGUCUAUGCUCUGAGAUAUCGUUGCCGACCUUUGUCAACCUCCACCGCCUUGCGGAUCGCCCCUAGACGUACCACCGACUUCAACUCAGGCUUCACUAGUAGCUAUGACCCGAACGAAGAAGGGCGAGGCCCUAUGUUCUCUAAGAAUACCAUCGGAGUACCGCAGUUUUACCCUCGGGAUCUCAAGAAAGGAGUCGAUGAAUACGUAGUCGGACAAGAUCGAGCAAAGAAAACCAUAUCUUCCGUCAUAUUUAACCAUUACCAAAAUGUUAGGCGGAGACAAUAUCAAGAAGAACAGGAAAGGAAGCGGGAAGAAAGGCUCAUGAGGCAAACCAUUGCCCGUGAUCGUAAUAUUAGGGAGAGGGAUAUACACCCCGUUGAGGACGAGUUUCCCGGCCACAAUGAUUCUAUACACAGCAUGCACCAAGCGCUACAACGAGUCGAACAUAAGGUAGACUUCUAUUUACCCGAAGAUACUAGCCGAGCACCAAUCGUCAAAAUUGACAAGAGCAACCUCCUGUUAAUAGGCCCGACCGGGGUUGGGAAAACAUACAUACUCGAGACAUUAAGCAAGAAGAUCAACGUCCCCUUCACGAUAUGCGACUGCAACUCCUUCACCCAAGCCGGCUACAUAGGCCAGGAUGUCGAGACCUGUAUCGAACGAUUACUAAUAGAGUCCAAUUAUGAUGUGAGGGCUACCGAACAAGGGAUAGUUGUUCUCGAUGAGUUCGACAAGAUAGCUAAGCGGGAGACCAUGAAUGGAAGGGAUGUUAGUGGCGAAGGUGUACAACAAGCACUGCUUAAACUUGUCGAGGGAACUAAGGUCACCAUUAACGUCAAAGAUAACCGCUCGGCGUCCUCAUCUCGCUCAGCAAGCCCCAUUACUACGAACUAUACCGGCUCAUCCUCCACCUCAGGUCCCCAGCCGACGCCUCCCCCAACUGGGAAAGUAGACCAAUAUACCAUCGAUACGAGCAAUAUCCUUUUCGUCAUGUGCGGCGCCUUUGUCGGUCUCGACAAAACGAUUCUAAACCGCGUAUCCAAAUCCUCCAUGGGCUUCGGCUCCGAAAUUCGAAGCCGCACUACGACUGACAACAAACCGGAUCUCUCACCCGAACUUUUCAGCCACCUCCCUCAUCAACCGUCUAAUACAUCCGACACAUCAUCUUUAACAGCGCUUGAUCUCACAGCCCCAGAAGACCUGCAGCGCUUCGGCUUCAUCCCGGAGCUCAUCGGCCGCGUACACAAUAUCGUCGCUUUGUCCCCCCUCUCGCGCUCCGACUUACUCCGGAUCCUAACAGAACCCCGCAACUCCCUCGUCGCGCAGUACACAGCGCUGUUCCAAACCUACCCCUCCAACCUCUUCUUCACCCAGAAAGCCCUCGAGGCCAUCGCCGAACGCGCCGAAAAGGCACAAACAGGCGCCCGCGCCCUCAAGAUGGAAAUGGAGCGCGUGCUCGCCGAGGCCAUGUUCGACGCCCCCACCCACUACGUCCUGGUCACGGAGGCCGCCGUCCGCGGCCGCGAGAAGGUCGGGUACUGGGGGAAAGACGGGAGGCUCGAGGUCGAGAGGCUGAUCCGUGAGGAGGAUGGCCUUGGCGGAGUGCCCGGACAGGACGCGGAUGCGGGCGCGAGAGAGAUCGUCAGUGAUCUGGGCGGGUACAGAGAAGCGGGCCAGAGCGGUGCCUGAUUGAUUGAUGCAUUGGGCAUUGGGCACCCAGUCUGAUAUACGCAGAUAAGGAAUAACUGUUCCUCCGUGGAGUUCUUGGGUGUUUGGGUAUGGAGGUUGGUCGGUUCCAAGGUUGGCAGCAUCACAUCAUGGGUUAUAGUUCGUUCAUCUAGGUAAUCUAUCCAAGUAUUUGCUUGCUUGCUUGCUUCAUGGUUGUUUUUAAGGAUGUCUGUUUAAUACCUACCAGCCGCUU
Messenger RNA from Hypoxylon fragiforme, 2063 nucleotides. Its product is annotated as P-loop containing nucleoside triphosphate hydrolase protein. The transcript has 2 exons. Lineage: Eukaryota; Fungi; Ascomycota; Sordariomycetes; Xylariales; Hypoxylaceae. Gene Ontology annotation, cellular component: mitochondrial matrix. Gene Ontology annotation, biological process: proteolysis; protein catabolic process. The record is from RefSeq and is a predicted model, not a curated record. Bases 101 to 1831 code for a protein of 576 amino acids. Gene Ontology annotation, molecular function: ATP binding; ATP hydrolysis activity.